ACCGAGAGGUUAUUUCUGCUUGUGUUUAUAGCAGGAGGUUGGAGCUUAGCUUCAGUAACUAAUUUUGUGAUUGCGCUCCUUUCGGGGUCAUGUGAUUGGACAUUAUUGUUGCCAAUCAAAUUAUCUUCCAAUAUGAUUGGACAAUGAAGGCCCACUCUGAAAAUUCUUAGAUCCUAUUGGUCAAAACUGUUUUUAAAACACGGAAGCAGGAAGUGUUUCUUAUCUUAAAGCGACGGUGACCAACUAACAAGGGCUGCAGGGAGAUCCAAUGUUGGAGAUGCGAGCGGCGUUACGCCUGGCUGUAGUUGCAGUUCCCAUGGGUGUGCUGCUGUCCCGCACCAUGGCGUGGAUGUCCAGUGGCAAAACGCAUUCAGAGCUCAUCAGCAGACUCAGAGAUCAUGGAGUUAUCCGCAAUGACAGAGUGUUUGACGCCAUGCUGGCCACUGACAGAGGGAUUUACUCCAGAGACUAUCCUUAUGCAGAUGCUCCACAGACAAUAGGCUACAGGGCAACCAUCAGUGCACCACAUAUGCAUGCACAUGCAUUGGAAGUGUUAAGUGACAAGCUGACUGAAGGAGCAUCUGCACUGGAUGUGGGCUCAGGGAGUGGAUAUCUCACAGCCUGCUUUGCAAGAAUGACAGGUCCUAGUGGCAGAGUGGUUGGCAUUGAACACAUUGAUGAACUGGUGCAAACGUCUGUGAAAAAUGUGCAAGCUGAUGACCCAGAACUGCUUUUGUCUGGACGGAUACGAUUUAUAGUGGGAGAUGGACGAAUUGGCUUUCCAGAUGGGGCCCCAUAUGAUGCCAUUCAUGUUGGUGCAGCUGCAGCUACUGUUCCUAAAGCUCUCUUAGAGCAGCUGAAGCCAGGCGGGAGGUUGGUUCUUCCAGUGGGCCCUGAAGGCGGCAGUCAAGUGCUAGAGCAGUAUGAUCGUCAAAGUGACGGGACCUUUCUUAAGAAAGCUUUGAUGGGAGUGGUUUACGUUCCCCUGACUGACAAGAGGCAUCAAUGGCCAGGAGGGGAGCUCUGAUUGCAGUGUGGCUGCUCCUGCAGGAGGUGGCGCUGGUGCUGCGUCUCUGGGAUCCUGAAGUUCUCAGCAAACUGAUGUUUUCAUAACCCCUCUGCUCCACUGGGCUGACACCUAGCAACAAACCACAGGGAUCGUUCUCCUGGGCAGAUUGUCUUUGUGGGGAGCUGAACGUAUAAGUGACUGAAUAAGUGACCUCUGGGUUACAAAUUAACCUGUGCCCAUAAUCCUCAGAGUAAGGAAAACAGUGAUGUGGAUGAGAAAUAACAGAUGUGCACAAUGUUUAUAAAGGGAGGACUGCGGGUCAAAAGAGCUAUUUUGAAAAGCAAGUGUAAUUGUUGUUUGAAGUGUUUUAGUUACUGGUUGCUGUCAUUUUUAUUAAAAGCUAAUACUGCUGUUGGUAA
This is a messenger RNA of Nothobranchius furzeri (turquoise killifish), 1428 nucleotides long. RefSeq names its product l-isoaspartyl protein carboxyl methyltransferase, like (gene pcmtl). Gene Ontology annotation, molecular function: protein-L-isoaspartate (D-aspartate) O-methyltransferase activity. Gene Ontology annotation, biological process: protein modification process. The record is from RefSeq and is a predicted model, not a curated record. Lineage: Eukaryota; Metazoa; Chordata; Actinopteri; Cyprinodontiformes; Nothobranchiidae. Gene Ontology annotation, cellular component: cytoplasm.